UUAAAUUUUAUUGCUCGAGAUAAUUUUGUACUAGUAGUUUGUGUACUGUGUCUGAUAUGACUUUUGGAGAUUCCUUGCAAAAAAUCUUGUGUUCAGAGAGCAUUAUAAGAUUUUAUCUUUUUUGGGGGAUUGAAUAGUUUAUGCCAUCCUUCGUUUUACUUAUACGUGUCUGUCACUCUGCUGUGCCUAUCAGAGAAAUCUUUAGUUAGUUGGAAUUGGGUAGUUUUUGCAUUUCAAAGUAUGUCCUUGUUCAGAGCUGUUUUGUUUCAGUUCUCCUUUUCUAGGGUCUCCAUGGUUUUCUCCAUACGUGCUGCUAGCUGUAGGUGGUGUUUCUGAUGCAAUGGCUUCAUACCUGGCUAAGGUCCAACAAGGCUUCAUAUUGCCAGUUAAUUCAUUUUGUAGCAUGUGUUAUAAGACUUCCUAUUUGUGGUUAUUGUCAAUUGUUUCAGAAGGUUUUCAUUACUAGAGCGGAUGGUACAUAUCAUCCAGAGUUAGUCCUAUUGAACGUAGUCAAACUUAUGCUAAUUUUCGACAACAUUUUUGCAUCUUACAUGUGCGCCAGACUGUAACCAGGGUGGUGGUGUUGUUGCAAGCAUCCCUUACUACUAAACAAUAGCCCUGUGGACACCCAAUGGCCAGGGCUGCUGUUGUCAUUAGUAUGUUUGGACUUUUAGUUGUGGCUAAACGCUAGAGGGUACUCCCAAGUUUUCUGGCCUCUUUAUUGCUCACUUGUUGUCAAGUUGUAGAUAGAUCUGCUUUGGAAAUGGUAUAAUUUCCAUUUGCUUGGUUGUUGAAAUGCUUCAUCCUGAUACCGAUCACUCUCACAGUAAUAGAAGUUGAUGAUUUUAAUCCAACGAUUGUUCAGCUAUGGAAAUUGCAAAUGUUGCCAUGGAAUGUGUUGAUUCCGCAUGUAUGACUCCAAUUCUAGGUUGGCAGAGUCCUAGAAUUUCUUUCUGUCAAGAUAUUACAGGUGACAGAUUUUCAUUAGAGAGGAGGAGAAGGGAAGAAGUAGUUAAUUAUUCAACAGAUUUCGAGUUCUGUAUGUUACAAAGUGAUGCAGAUCCAACCAUUUUUGGUCAAACAAUGCUCACAGCUGAUGAAUUGUUUCUCAAUGGCAAGCUUCUACCUCUGCAUAUUCCUCCACAGAUUCUUCAUCAGGAAAUGGAUGAUGCCACACCUAAUGCUGCUGCUGAGCCAGAACCAAAGCCAGAGACCAAAAUUGAAACUACAGAAACUAUUCAGAUUGUGAACCUAGAGGAUGCAAAAUCAUCUGCAGAGUUUGGUUCAAAUAAGGUACCUGUUUCACCGAGAUCCCCUAAGCUCAGUCACAGAUGGAAAGAGAUUUUCAAGAUUGGCAAGCUUCAGGUAUCAACGUCAAGGGAGGAUGAGCAUCAGGAAACCAAGAAAGGGGCAAAGAAGGAAAGCUAUAAAUCUGGUUUUGCAUUGAAGCAGCCCCUGUCACCAAGAUCCAUAUGGCCCUUCUCUAGGAGUAGUUCAGCAGGGGAUGCAAAAGUCAACAGUGCAUACUGUUCCUUAGCGUCUUCCAGGAGCAAUUCAGCCGGAGAUAGUAAUUAUAAGCCCAAAGCAAGCAGUGCACCAUGUUCACGAAGUAACUCAGGUGGUGAUUCCAAAUUGAAAGCACGAAAUGCUUCGAGUUCCAAAAUUCACACCGAUUUCAAUACAAAACCUGUAAGAAUGUUUUCUAAUUCUAUUACUUCAUCAUUAUCGUCCAACAGUGUUGCAUCAGAACCAGUAGAUUUUAGUGUAGCUUCAACACAGCAAGAAACUUGCCCCCUUCCAAGUUCAGGCAUUCCUCCAGUAUCUACCACUGAAGAGUCUAAGAAAAGCCUAGAAUCAAUGUCUAAGCUUGGUGUGGUGAGUGAUGUUGGCUCACCUGAACGGACAAAUCCUUGGAGCGCUAAGAAAAAGAAUGGUCGUACAAAAUCAAAGGAGAAAAGGUCCCCAAACAAAACCUCUACAGAUGGAGUCCAAGGAUCAAUUUCGACAAGAAAUAAGGGAUGUGCAAGCCCAGGAAGGACUCUCAGAACACGGAGUCCUUCAGGAAAUUAUGGAAGAGGAAGUCCGGUUAGGAUCAUUGGGCGGUCAGGGACAAUUAAUGGAAGCCCAGGAAGAGUUGGAUCGGGUAAAUUCAUGAUCAAGAACCUUGAAAGAUGCACAGCCAACUCCAAUAAAUCAGUAAAGUCACAGGAUUCUGUUUGGCCAGGAAGACAGAAGGAAGUGCUGAAUACAACGGAUAGGGGUGGUUCAUAUUCCAAUGGUGUGAGAGUGCUGAAUGUGCCUGUAUGCAUGACUCAUCCUAGGUUAGGUAGGGCGUCUAAUAACAGACUUUUUAACUUCAGGUCAUUGUUUGCCAGAAAGGAGAAAGAAUGUUCUCUUGUGAACUGAUUUCACAGUUUGGGACACACGAUAAGUUCUGUGAAAGGGUUUUAUAGAGGUCACAUAAAAAUGUGAAUGCAGGGCUUGCAAUGCAUAGAAUUAACUUCAUGCAUUUCUUUUACAGGUUGAAUUUGAGUGUUUCGACAUGUCUAAGGUCCUACCUACUGUUUAUUGAAAUUGAGUCUUUUACUGAUGUUGGCAUUCUAUAGCUUCAAUUACUUCUACAAGUAUCCCAACUUGUACAUAUACUCACAUGGAAACUAUUUCAGAAAUUCCAUGAAGUACUCAUUACUGUCAGUUUUGUUGUUCUUUCAUAAAGCACAAAUAUGAGAUUUCUAUGUAAAUAGAGGGCUUGGAUAUUUAGUCUACUCCAAGCAUCUUGCUAUGGGUUUUGAAACAGAGUAAUCAAAGAGCUUGGACAUUUAGUUCACUCCAAGCAUCCAGCUAUUGGUCUUAAAACAGAGUAACCAGAGGUCUUGGAUAUUCAGUCCACUCCAAGCAUCUUUAUAUGGGUCUUAUAGAAACAGAGUCUCAGCUGAACUGCAGAUAUUAUUUUCCACUUGCAUGCUAAUCUUUAUUUCAAAUAAUAUUAGUGCAUUAGUAGAACUGCUGCAUUUUUGUUUGUUAUUCUACACAUGAGAGAUCUGGUGUGACAAGCAGCGAGCAACUCUAGGCUGUAGAUGUUUUACAGAAGAUGUAACAAGUCUGGUAUUUGGGUAUAUAUUUAUUAUUGUAAUUAACCGAUUUGAUUCGAGAAUUAUAUGAAUGCCAUGUACUGAUUCUUGUUUUGUAAGUUA
This is a messenger RNA of Cryptomeria japonica (Japanese cedar), 3194 nucleotides long. Its product is annotated as probable membrane-associated kinase regulator 4. The transcript has 2 exons. Bases 868 to 2406 code for a protein of 512 amino acids. The record is from RefSeq and is a predicted model, not a curated record. NCBI's taxonomy places the organism in Eukaryota, Viridiplantae, Streptophyta, Pinopsida, Cupressales, Cupressaceae.